CCGCAGUCCACCACCACUGCAGGAUGAGAUGUCCGGCCCAACGAGCCCAUGACUCUUCACGCUUAGUAUAAUCCCCACCGUCCACCACUGUGACUCUUCACGCAGUUAGGGUUUUCGCGCCGCCGCCGCCGCCGCUUCUUCGUCUCCACCGCAAAGAUGCCGUCGCACAAGACCUUCCGGAUCAAGAAGAAGCUGGCCAAGAAGAUGCGCCAGAACCGCCCCAUCCCCUACUGGAUCCGCAUGCGCACCGACAACACCAUCAGGUACAACGCGAAGCGCAGGCACUGGCGCCGCACCAAGCUUGGCUUCUGAGCGAGGGGAUGGACCUGCUACUGCGUCGGAAGGCUAGGGUUUAAGAGCUAUCUUCCUUAUGUUUUAUGGGUGAUUCAGUGUUUCUGAAAGCUAGGAAGUGAUUCCAGGAUGCUUUUAUUAAGAUUUUGGUGAUGUUAAGAGAGUUGGUAGUACUCUGGUGUAAUCUGGAUACCUUUCAUUGCUAUGCUAAGUAAAGAACCCUUGUUACCUUAUAUUUGUAGUGGUGCAGUUAUUUCU
Molecule: messenger RNA, 549 nt
Organism: Panicum virgatum (switchgrass)
Lineage: Eukaryota; Viridiplantae; Streptophyta; Magnoliopsida; Poales; Poaceae
Product: 60S ribosomal protein L39
Exons: 3
Coding region: 157-312 (51 amino acids)
Biological process (GO): translation
Cellular component (GO): ribosome; cytosolic large ribosomal subunit
Molecular function (GO): structural constituent of ribosome
Source: RefSeq, a predicted model, not a curated record